Molecule: messenger RNA, 3912 nt
Organism: Spea bombifrons (plains spadefoot toad)
Lineage: Eukaryota; Metazoa; Chordata; Amphibia; Anura; Pelobatidae
Gene: PICALM
Product: phosphatidylinositol binding clathrin assembly protein
Exons: 23
Coding region: 235-2382 (715 amino acids)
Biological process (GO): synaptic vesicle budding from presynaptic endocytic zone membrane; clathrin-dependent endocytosis; clathrin coat assembly
Cellular component (GO): clathrin-coated pit; clathrin-coated vesicle; extrinsic component of presynaptic endocytic zone membrane
Molecular function (GO): 1-phosphatidylinositol binding; clathrin heavy chain binding; SNARE binding
Source: RefSeq, a predicted model, not a curated record
GCCGGGUCCUCGCACGGAGCCGAGGUGGAGCAGGUCCGCCAUUUCCCCGCAGCUUCCCGUGCGAGUGACUUUCCGUCCCGGAAGCGGCCUGUCGGGGGCCUGCGGCCAGCGUGCGCCUGCGGCUCCGUCCCUCCAUGGUCAAGUUUGCGCCGCUGCUGGUCCCGUUACCCCUGAGUACCCCCGUGCCGCCAGCCUCCGCUGUUUAAGUCCUAGCAGGCGCACCCCGGAGCCGCCAUGUCCGGUCAGAGCAUUACCGACCGCAUCACGGCGGCGCAGCACAGCGUUACCGGCUCCGCUGUGUCAAAGACUGUGUGCAAGGCCACAACUCACGAGAUCAUGGGGCCCAAGAAGAAGCACCUGGACUAUUUGAUUCAGUGCACAAACGAGAUGAACGUCAACAUCCCGCAGCUGGCCGACACGUUGUUCGAAAGGACGGCGAACAGCAGCUGGGUGGUGGUCUUCAAAUCCCUCAUCACAACUCACCAUGUGAUGGUGUACGGCAACGAGCGGUUUAUUCAGUAUCUGGCGUCUCGGAAUACCUUGUUCAACCUAAGCAAUUUCCUGGACAAAAGCGGAUUACAAGGUUACGACAUGUCCACGUUUAUAAGACGCUACAGCCGCUAUCUGAAUGAGAAAGCCGUGUCGUACAGGCAGGUGGCGUUUGAUUUCACCAAAGUAAAAAGAGGGGCGGACGGAGUCAUGAGGACAAUGAGCACGGAAAAGCUCCUCAAAACCAUGCCCAUCAUACAAAACCAAAUGGACGCCCUGCUCGAUUUCAAUGUUAACGCCAACGAGCUGACGAAUGGCGUCAUCAACGCGGCCUUCAUGCUCCUCUUCAAAGACGCCAUCAGGCUGUUUGCUGCGUAUAACGAAGGAAUCAUUAACCUGUUGGAAAAAUACUUUGACAUGAAGAAGAAUCAAUGCAAGGAAGGCCUGGAUAUCUACAAGAAGUUUCUCACCAGAAUGACUCGCAUCUCGGAGUUCUUGAAAGUAGCAGAGCAAGUUGGUAUUGACAGAGGAGACAUCCCGGAUUUAUCUCAGGCUCCAAGCAGUCUCCUCGACGCUUUGGAGCAGCACCUCGCCUCCUUGGAUGGAAAGAAAAUCAAAGACUCGACGGCAGCGAGCAGGGCUACAACGCUUUCCAACGCAGUCUCGUCCCUCGCUAGUACAGGCCUCUCGCUCACCAGAGUGGACGAAAGGGAAAAGCAGGCAGCUUUAGAGGAGGAGCAGGCCCGAUUAAAAGCUUUAAAGGAGCAGCGUCUAAAGGAGCUGGCCAAAAAACCCGGUAACACCUCCACGACCGCCUCAUCGCCCGUGUCGUCCUCGGCUGGCAGUAUAAACACAAUGGCUGCCGUGGACAUUUUUGCAACGCCUAGUUCUGUAAACAGUUCCAAGUUGGCGAAUGACCUCCUCGAUAUGCAGCCAUCUUUCCAGCCAGCGGGGCACCCGCUCACUGGCAUACCACAAGUAGCCGGGACAUGGGGAGAUCCUUUCUCUUCUUCUGAAGCUGUCGACGAACCCAUUCCGAGCCUAAAUCCUUUCCUCAGUAAACCUGGUGAUGGUGUCCAUCCACCAGUGGUAACCACUGAUGCCACCAGUUUUACAGCUAAGACACCUAACCAUGACAUAUUUAUCGAUUCUUUCUGUGGUCCUCAAGUCUAUCCUAAUGCUUCCCAAUUCCGUACUGAUUCUCUUGAUCCUCCUACAGUAGCUGGCCUAUUUGGAGGGUUCUCACCAUCUGCAGCUGUCCAGCAACAGACCUCUGGUGGCCUUAACGUUGACUUUGAUUCUGUUUUCGGCAACAGAUCUCCUACCAAUGUCAACCUAGACGCAUCUGGCUUUGAAGACCUGGGCGGGCUCCUUAAGCCAACGGUAGCUUUUCAAAAUCAGAGUCUUCCCUCCGCCAAGAACCUGCCGAACAAACUAGUGUCAGAUGACCUGGAUUCAUCUCUGGCCAACCUCGUGGGCAAUUUGGGCAUUGGAAAUGGAACGACAAAGAAUGAUGUACAUUGGAAUCAACCCGGAGAGAAGAAGCUAACAGGGGGAUCCAACUGGCAGCCCAAAGUGGCUCCCACCACCACCUGGAACCCCGCCACUCUGAAUGGCAUGCAUUGUCCACCAUACGCACCCCCGAUAAUGGCGUAUCCGGCAACCACCCCCACCGGAGUCAUCGGAUACGGAAUGCCACCUCAGAUGGGACCCGUACCGGUCAUACCCCAACAGACAUUAUUAUAUAACCAACCUGUCCUGAGACCAGCAAAUCCGUUUGGCCCUGUAUCAGGAGCACAGCUGUCUGCAGCAUCCAGCCCUUCCAGUCAGAGUCCUCACAGAGCACCGGGGAAGGACCCUUAUCCACAGCUCUCUGUACAGGAUUUCUUGUAGGACACUUUAGAUGCAGUUCAUGUAAUCUAGAUGGAUGAGAGCAGCCUUAGAACGGGCAGCGCCAAGUAACAAAUCCUACUUCCAGUCCAAUCCAAGCUGCUGUUAAAGCUCUAUUCUUCUACACGAAUGGUACAAGAACCGAUCCAUGGAGUCCAGAAGGCAAUAGGAAGCCCCACCACCCGUAGCAAGAAGACACCCCCAGUCUUAAGUCAUUUAGCGUGAUGGUAACACGUCACAUGGUGGUAGGGGGGGUACUUCCCAAAUAUCUGGCUAAACUAUUGUAUUUGGCUAUGCCGUGUGACUUGCAGAGGUCUUCAUAGUCCAGGUACAGUAACCCAAUGAUCCCGUGGGUGAUACCGGGGAGGAACGAAAGCCAAGACCCAUGUCGCUAAUCACGCCGCCAUUUUUAUUUUUUUUUAUUACACAUUUAGACAGUAAUCAAAGUUAACACUUUUUUUUUUCCCCCCUUCUCGCCAUCCUUUUGAAAUAUAUAAAUAUAUAUAUAUUCAGUUUGCAGUAGACAUUCCUUAUGUAUUUGUAUUUAUUUAUGAUUACCAGUUUAACAAUUAAUGUAUCAAACACCUUAUGAAAUAUGUACGGAUGUAUACAGUUUUUUUUUUUUUAAUUAUAAAAAUGAUUCCAUUCAGAGCACUAAAUAUUUCAGAGAACGGCCGUAUGCUUUUAACGGGGAGUUAAUUGAAUUUUUAUUCCUAUUUUAUUUUAAUGGACUUUGAGGAAUCCGUUGCAUUAAUCCCCUAUAGUCAAUAUUGUGCCUAGGAUUCCGCGCGGGAUAUGAGGGGAACGGGUCAUUAAAACGCACUACAUUUUAAAUCCGGGGGGAAAAGGAGUUUAUCGCUUCAUGCUUGGCAGGUAAUUAUUCUACAUUUGACGUGUUAAUGCCUUUUAAAGAAAAAAUUGAAUGUGAGGAAUUGCUUUCAUUGUACCUUUUCCUUUUAUAUUUGCGGGACAGGAAAAAAAAAAAGGCUAGCCGUGAUUAUAAAGUGCCAUAACACUUAAUCUAUGACGCAGAAUGAGGUCUUAGCCAAAAAGAAGCCAUUUCUGAAAGGAUUCAUUUGCUUAGAUUUUGAGGAUUAGCCUUUUUUGGUCCUAAACUCCCACCGUAGGCGUUUGGCUUGCAAAGCAUGCUGGGACAUGUAGUCUACAGACAUUGGAAUGGCACCGGCUGCCUCUCCCCGCUCCCGAGGGGGGGAGAGCUGUAGAUCAGACCCAUAGUUUGCAGCGCCAUAAAGGCCAACAACACGUUAUCGGCACCGAGUGCGGCGGCGGCGCCUUUCGCCCGACGUUCUCCUUUCUGUUUUAGCGAGCGCUGUUGAUCAGCGCCUUCCAUGUAAAUAUACCUGGGUUUUUAGGCGGAUGCGAGGAAAGUUGGCCACGUGAAAGCAAUUCUGUACAUGAAUGCAUACUUGCUGCAUUGUCUCUGCAGAUUCUAUUUUUGUUUAAAAUAUUAAGAAAAAAAAUUGUACGUGAUCAAGAAUUGGUGGAUUUUGAAAUAAAUUCAGCUUCAACAGA